Molecule: messenger RNA, 533 nt
Organism: Paraglomus occultum
Lineage: Eukaryota; Fungi; Glomeromycota; Glomeromycetes; Paraglomerales; Paraglomeraceae
Source: the annotation of a GenBank genome assembly
AUCCUGGUGAACUUGCUACAUUCCUCGAACAAUCUCUCGCAGAUGACAUAAAGAUUCCCCUUCUUAGGGAUGAGUUUGAUACCUUCCUCGUCUCUGGUUAUCAAGAUCCAUGCACGGCUGAAGACCUAGAGACCCUAUUCCGUGUCAGCGACACUGAGAGUGCUUAUACUUUCGUCACUGGGGUGCUUGGAUCUGCGAUUAUGACCCCCUCACCUGCACUUGAUAUUAGUGACAGGAUAUUCAAGUAUAAUGUUACGAGUGCUGCUGAUAAAUCUGUGAGUGAAAACUCAUGGACUGUGGAGAAGCUGACUGUCUUGUUCAGUCAGGCUGAACACCACUCUGCAAGUUCAAAGGCCCGCAUGUUAACGCAAAAAAUGGCAGGAGAAAAUGGUGUGGUAAAGGAAGUGGAAAAGUUGAUUGGGGUCGAUAUGAUUGCGUGUGGGGUCAGCGGUGGUGAAUAUGAAGAAUGUAAGGAGCAGAUAGAACAAUCAAUCAAACCAAUAACUGCAGCAAGUCCGCGAAAGUCGAAAUAA